This is a messenger RNA of Hyposmocoma kahamanoa, 1774 nucleotides long. Its product is annotated as angiogenic factor with G patch and FHA domains 1. The record is from RefSeq and is a predicted model, not a curated record. Lineage: Eukaryota; Metazoa; Arthropoda; Insecta; Lepidoptera; Cosmopterigidae. Gene Ontology annotation, molecular function: protein binding; nucleic acid binding. The transcript is spliced from 9 exons. Bases 19 to 1455 code for a protein of 478 amino acids.
AGCGUUAAAGUAGAAACUAUGCAAAGUAAUGAACCUGGUUCAAUAGAAAAUCAAAACAAACUACAUAAAUGUUCUUCUACUCAAACAGAACAACAUUCCAAUUCAACUUCUAGUGACUCUAGCACUAAAAUGACCACAGAUAAUAAAGUAUUAAAAGAAGAGACUGUAUGGAAUAUUAACAAUAAUGAAGAAGGCAAGAGUAUAGCUGACCAAGUUAAAGAGGUGGCUCAGAGUGCUCUUCAGCAAUCUGGAAUGGUGUAUGUUGAAUCAGCCGGCAUGUAUUAUGAUUAUAAGACUGGAUACUAUUAUAAUUCAGAGCUAGGCCUAUACUACCACACAGACACAGGAUGUUACUACUACUACUCAGAAGAUAAAAAGGAAUUUGUCUUCCACUCUUACCCUGACCAAAGUGCACUGGCUGCAAAUGCAUCUUUGAUCGCUCACAAUAAGAGAAAGGCUAGAAAACAUAAGAAGGCCGGGAAGACAGAAGAAGACAUAGAUGAAUUAACCAAGAAUCUUUCUCAGGUCUCACUUCGAGGCCAUACCGCCUUAGAUACUGUAGCCAAACACCACCCUCCGUGCAUGCGCAUCAUUGUGCGCGAAACAAACCUAUCCAAACUGAAAGUAGGCAGUCUGUUCCUCGUCACUAAGGAUGGAGGCACCAUCGGCAGAGAGGGGAAUCAGCAUACUAUACUUUUGAAAGAACAAAAUGUGUCGAGAAAUCAUUUGGACAUUAAAUACGACAUGGAGCGUCGUAUGUAUAUGGCGACAGACCUCGGCUCGAAAAACGGAACGCUACUCAACGGUUUGCAGAUGUCACAGAGUCAGGUCGUCAGUGACCCUAUGGAAAUUGUGCAUGGCAGUAUAAUACAACUAGGGGAAACCAAGUUGCUCUGUCACAUACAUCCGGGGAACGACACGUGUGGACAUUGCGAACCCGGACUGCUUAUGGAAACACAAGAAAAAGAAAAGGCAGCCUACACCAGGACAUGCAGCGUUCAAAAACAGCAUCAACUCGAACUAGCUCGUUUGAAGAACAAAUAUGCGCCCGAGCCACUCAUGAUCGAAGAAGGGACAUACAACGAUCGCGCUAAGGCGCGAAGGGAAACUGUGGGAUCUACGCACCAUUCCGAGAAAACACAGAGCACAGAUGUUGAAACGUCCAUAGCUCCGGAGAACAAAGGUUUCAAACUUCUGGAGAAGAUGGGCUGGUCGAAGGGAGAAGGACUCGGCAAGGAUAGUCAGGGAGAUACAGAACCCAUACCUCUAGUAGGCAAUGAAGGAACGGUAGGUCUAGGUAUGCCGGGCGCAGCUGCCCCGCCACAGCCAACACCGCCCAAGAAGCAUAAUAAAUUCGGAGCUGGUACCCUUCGAUUCGCAACCAGAUCGAAGUUGUUGCAACCACCAGCUAAAGCUUUCCAGAAUCCUUUAGGAGAUGAUGACGACGAUGAAUGAAUGUUCUGUUUCUUCAAUGACCAUUUUUAAAAAGGGUGUGAUGGAGUAGCAGUAUAAGCUCUUGGGACAAAAUAUGCUUAAUUAUACCAAGCCCUCCAAAGAUGUUGGCACCUAAAGUUUUAUUGUUACCUAAAAAAAUAUGAAUUACGCUGAUUUUGCUUAGCAAUAAAACUGAGACUAAAUAAGAUAUGAAAAUACCGAUUAAAGGGGGUUGAAGAUGAUCUUAUCCCAUAUGUUAAUAAUUCAAUUUCGCAAAAAAUGUCUAUUACGUUAAUUAUGAUAAGUUGGACAGAAAUCUGAUACGCUAAAAUGUAACAUU